This is a messenger RNA of Gossypium arboreum, 630 nucleotides long. RefSeq lists its product as uncharacterized. The transcript has a single exon. The record is from RefSeq and is a predicted model, not a curated record. The coding region runs from base 1 to 630 and encodes 209 amino acids. Lineage: Eukaryota; Viridiplantae; Streptophyta; Magnoliopsida; Malvales; Malvaceae.
AUGCCUAGCUAUGUCAAGUUCAUGAAGGAUAUUCUAUCCAAUAAGAAGAGGCUUGGUGAAUUCAAAACUGUAGCAUUAACAAAAGGGUGCAGUGCAUUCCUACAAAACAAGCUACCUUCGAAAAUGAAGGACCCUAGGUGCUUUACUGUACCUUGUAAUAUUGGAGAAUCUUACUGUGGUAAACCUCUAUGUGAUCUAAGAGCAAGCAUUAACUUGAUUGCAAUGUUUGUUUUUAAGAUAUUGGGUAUAGGUGAUGUUCGACCAAUAACUGUGACAUUCCAACUGGCAGAUCGAUCUCUAACAUACUCGAAAGGAAAGAUCAAGGAUGUUCUGGUAUGUGUAGAUAAGUUAAGUUUUAUGAAUGAUUUUAUCAUUUUAGAUUUUGAUGCAGAUAAGGAAGUACUGAUCAUCCUUGGAAGACCUUUUUUAGCAAUAUGGAGAACAUUAAUCGAUGUGGAAAAAGGUGAACUCACCAUACGAGUUCAAGAUGACCAGGUAACCAUUAAUUUUCUUAAAGCCAUGAAAUUCCCUGAUUCACAGGAAGAAUACUCAACAAUAGAGGAAUUGGAUCCUAAGUCUCUACAGAAUGGGAAUGCAGUUUUGGAGAAGACCUAUUGGAAAACAGCUUAA